AUGCUGUACAUGCUGAUAGAGACACAGAGAGCCUGGCUGGAGAAAUUGCAGAAAGAAGAGCUGAAAAAACUGGAGUCUAGAAUUAGUUCAGAAGACUUGGAGACUGAGCCAUCUGGCACUGGUGUCACUGGGCAACCCCUUACCAAGGAUCCUGUUUCUCCUCUCUGGCAGUCCCAAAUCCAAGAUUCAGAAUGGUUCGAACUGAGUCCACAGGAGAAAUUGGCUUGGGUGAAUGCAUCUAAAGACCCUAGAAUUGAUGUAGGUCAACAGUCACCUCUGGAGAAAAGGAUCGUGAAUCUAGGUGGUGUACACACAACAGCAGCAAGACACUUGGUAAUUCAAAAAUACCACGAGGAGUAUAAAACACUCUGUAGGGAGCAAGCUCUUUCUCUAGAUUACUGGCUUGCCAAAGCAGAGUCUUAUUAUAAUAAACGAACAGUGGAAAUGAUGAAAAAAGAAGAGAUAGGCAAUGAAGUGAAGAUGAAAAUGGAGGAGAAAACAACACAAAGCAUAAAAGGACAAAAACAGUACUAUUGGGUACCUGAGAGAGAGAAGAAACAGAUAGAAAAGCAUGUACAUCGAACUGGUCGGGUCAGAGAAUUUAGGAACAAAACGUGCAGACUACCACGAGUCCCCAGUGAAACAACACUACCAAAAGUUGUGCCAGAAGAGCAUGACGUCCAGAGAGCACAGAGAAGAAAUCAGGUAAAUGAGAGAGAACAGUUGCAAAUUGAAGAUCAUCAUGAGCGCAUGAUUCGAGGGAGAAAACUUACAGAGCAAAGACUCAAGGAUAGAAUCUUGAGAAAAAGCCUGAGCCAGCUGCCUCCACUUGAGAAGCGUGAGAGACUAAAGAAAGAGACAAAAGAGUUUGAAAGGGUUGUUGCAUACCCACUUUUCCAGCCAUGUGGUACAAGUCAGAUUAAAGUGAAUGUUCUUAUGGAAAAGUCUCAGAAUGGAAAGGAAGUGAUCACAGUUAUAAAACCUUAUCAAAGAAGAUUCUUAACUGUGCCACCUUUUUUGAGAAACCAAAUAAGGAAAAUAAAGGAUUAG
Jaculus jaculus (lesser Egyptian jerboa) is the source of this 1050-nucleotide messenger RNA. RefSeq lists its product as uncharacterized. The coding region runs from base 1 to 1050 and encodes 349 amino acids. The transcript has 3 exons. The record is from RefSeq and is a predicted model, not a curated record. Lineage: Eukaryota; Metazoa; Chordata; Mammalia; Rodentia; Dipodidae.